Trematosphaeria pertusa is the source of this 748-nucleotide messenger RNA. RefSeq lists its product as uncharacterized. The transcript has a single exon. Lineage: Eukaryota; Fungi; Ascomycota; Dothideomycetes; Pleosporales; Trematosphaeriaceae. The coding region runs from base 94 to 612 and encodes 172 amino acids. The record is from RefSeq and is a predicted model, not a curated record.
UGCGCAUGUAGGCGCGCCAGAACGGGCAAGCGCAGCGCUGGGCCGCUUAGUCACCACCUGUCAGUGCCCUGUGGCCCUCCAGGGCUGUCCCAGAUGCGCUUCCAAGGUUGCAUCAUCGCGAGUGCAAACUGCUCGACCGCGCAUCCUCGUCUUUCCUCCGUCCAUCCACGUCAACCGCGACGCCGUCAGCAUGGUCACAGGACCCCGUUGCAGCCUGCGGGCGCGGAGAUGCGCUCACUCGCAGCACGAACUGCUCGCGGCGGUGAGCUGCACACGAUCAGUUGCAGCUUCUGGGCGUCUGCUCGAGAACGCUUUCCGCCUGGUCUCGGUCUAGAGCUGCUAAUCUUACCCCGAAGGCGGCAGGCUGCUCGCCGGCGCUGCUCUGCGCCCAAUACCGGCGCCAGGGGAGCGCGACACACUUCCGCAGGCGGUCCGACGACCUUUUUCUCGCCAUGUCGCGUUGCCCGACCCCCACGCGCCAUUAUCCAACAGCUUCCGCUCGCCUCGGCCGCCCAGGUGCGGCGUCGACGCGCUCGCCAUGGAGACGUCUGCGGCGCUUCGCACCGCUGCAUGACGAGCAGGCGGCGUGACGGCUUCGCUCCCCCGGACUGAGGGGGAGGUGCGCUGGCAGGCCUGCUGUGCAGCCCGCAGCAGUACCUGACGAGGGCAGGGAUCAAAUGCGGGGAGGCAAUCGCGGUGACUACCUGACUACGUCUGAUCCGCCACCCCUCGCAUCCCACGCUACCGA